AUGGCAACGAUUGGCCGCCAAAACGCACACCAUGUCCGACCGUCCAACAAAGAGCCUGAAUGGUCCAGCAUCUGCAACAAUGUCCUCGAUCAAUACCUCAACGACGACGACAUCUUUGGCUUUGGCUCGGAACAGCGUGGAAGAAGCAGUUCCGAUGACUCUGUCAAUCUCUUUGACUUCUCAGGCUCAAGUGAACAAAGCAGCAACCAGACAAUAGAGACAUCGCCUAUUCCUUCCUGGGAAAUCGCACAGCGUACGGCGCCCGAAGCCCAGCAGCCAAAGGCAAAGGUGCCGCUCGACUUUUGGCACAAAAAGCUGCGUGCACUGGAGCAACAUGCGGCUGCGUCUGAGCACGACAAGUCCCGCAAGCUGAGAACGACCAAGUCACAUCCCGACUUUCUAAGUCUGGGAGGUUAUCCCUCACCUCCAGCGAUACCAGCCUCGCCUACCGACCAAUCAUCUUCAGCUCAGCGUCAAAAGUCACGUAUCGCCGCAAACGGAAACAAGGCAUCGACCCAGCGGAGUGUCACAUCGAGGYCCGUCUCGCGGGGGCGGCCAACAGGAGUGACGAAGCAGCCUCCUGCAGCGGGUGCCGCUGUCAAUCCAUCGGUCACAGUCCGCAAAUCAAGUGCGUCGCCCUCCAAGAUGAUGACCCCGUCGCGGUACCGUGCAGGUUUCAAAAACGUAUGGGCGGAUCGUAUCGAAUCGAGCCCAAAGAAGUACGAGCUCCGAAUGCCAUCACAUACGUUCCCAGCGUCGCCACCGCCUUCAGCCAAGUCAAUCCACGAUUCUUUCGCUGCUUUCGGAUCACCUAUUACCUACUCCGCAGUGCCGGGCUGCGACCCGCAGGUUUCACCACUAGCACGCAGUUUUCAGCAGGCUCGCAUACAUACUCCGCUCACAUCGCCACUGCUAAGUCCGGGAAGCAACGUCAGUCCUUCAUAUUUCGAACCACUACCUACUACGAAUCCAUAUGUGACCCAAACUUUGCCCCUGAACGAUACUGCUCCACUAUAUCCUGAGCGGACAGACUCACUGGCAGCAGCGAACAAUGUUCAAGCAUUUGAUUUUGGAUUCCCAACGUCCACUGACAACGAUCCAUGGGGCGAUCCUUCCUCAUACACAGAGCCAUCAUCAGCCCUGUACUCCGCGGAUCCCUUCAGGAAUACCGACCCAUUCGGCACCCUUGACCAAAACACCAUUUCAGGAUCCAGCUCGCUCGAACUUGGUCUAGGCAUCAGCUGCAACCCAAACCAUCUCGUAUCAAACUACCAGACAAACACGACCGUCCCACCGAGCGCCACGUAUCAGAAUUUGAGCGAGCUGCCAAGCCCAUACUACGUGCCCUCACUUCCCAACGGGUUGCCCGAUACUCAAUACCGCCGAAUAGGCACRGGAUCUCCACCGCCUCCCCAGUCAGAAUGCCGGCCAAGAAGAACAUCUGCCUCGCGAUCCACAUCACGGCAUCACCGCCGGACAAAGUCGACGAAUUCUAGCAAUACCCCUCGACAACCAAAUUUCGCAGCAGCGGAUAAAGGUGGUUUUGUCAAUUAUACUCCACAUGACCACAACAAGAUUCUCAGCGGAGUUGCGCCUUCAGGCAGUUCCAAGACUAAAGCUCGGAGAGAAAAGGAAGCUCUCGAUAAGCGGCGGAGGUUGAGUCAGGCUGCUUAUGCUGCUGUCAUGGCUGCUGGAGGAUCCAUGGAGCAAUUAACGAAAGCCGGUCUGGUGGGUGAUUUGGCGUAUUAG
Molecule: messenger RNA, 1749 nt
Organism: Ramularia collo-cygni
Lineage: Eukaryota; Fungi; Ascomycota; Dothideomycetes; Mycosphaerellales; Mycosphaerellaceae
Exons: 1
Coding region: 1-1749 (582 amino acids)
Source: RefSeq, a predicted model, not a curated record